AUCAGUUAAAUGAUUAGUAAUUAAAUCAAUAUGAUUAAACUAAUAUCGUAUGUUUAUUAGUCAUAAUUACAAUUAAUUUAAAACUAUUAAUAUUGUGUAAAAACUUUUAAAUAAUUUGUUUGUAUUUUAGUAAUAUUAUUAACAUUUCAUAUAAAUUUUAUAAUAAUUCGCAAGUAUGAAUUUAGUGUCUUUGAACGAGUCUGAAAAAGUGUAUAUUAUUCAUGGAGUUGAGGAAAAUUUUCGCUGUGAUGGUCGUAGUCGGCAAGAUUACAGACCUAUGGAAUUAGAAAUGGACAUUGUUAGUAAUGCUAAUGGUUCAGCACGUCUUCGUUUAGCGAAUUCUGACAUUUUAGUUUGUGUGAAAGUAGAAAUUGAUAGUCCUCUACCUGAAACUCCAAAAGAUGGUAAAAUAGAAUACUUUGUUGACUGCUCUGCUAAUGCAACUCCUGCAUUUGAAGGAAGAGGUGGAGAACAGCUUGCUGCUGAACUUAGUCGCUUUCUUUAUUUAGCUCAUAGUCCAAUUUUAAAUUUAUCUAAAUUAUGCAUUGUUUCUGGUCAAUCUUGUUGGAAAUUAUUUGUUGAUGUUCUUAUUCUUGAAUGUGGAGGAAAUUUGUUUGAUGCAGUAUCAUUAGCCGCUAAAGCAGCUUUAUGUAAUACAAGUUUACCAAAUAUUACAGGAACUUAUGAGGAUGGAAAAAAUGUAGAUUUACAAAUAUCUGAUGAUCCAUUUGAUGCCAAACCUCUUGAAGAGGCUGGAGAUUUACCAGUUUUAGUUUCUUUAUGCAAAAUUGGUAAUAACUAUGUAGCUGACCCAACUAUAGAAGAAGAAAUAUGUGGAGCUGGAUGUGUAGUUGUAUCUGUUACUCCUAAAGGAAAUAUAUCUGGUAUAUUAAAAAAAGGAGCUGGAAGUUUUAUGCCAGAUACAUUAAAUGAAAUAAUUAUGUCUGGUUCACAUAUUGGUAUUCUAUUAAACAAAGCACUAGAAGAGACUCUAGCUCAAGACAAAUUAAAUACCAUUAAUAAAAAACAAUUUGGUUUUUUGAAAUAAUACAAUUGCUAUUAUUAAGUAUUAAUAAAUUAUAUAUUUGUAAAUAUUAAAAAAUAUAUAUUUUUUUCAA
Molecule: messenger RNA, 1118 nt
Organism: Daktulosphaira vitifoliae (grape phylloxera)
Lineage: Eukaryota; Metazoa; Arthropoda; Insecta; Hemiptera; Phylloxeridae
Product: exosome complex component RRP42-like
Exons: 5
Coding region: 176-1048 (290 amino acids)
Biological process (GO): TRAMP-dependent tRNA surveillance pathway; U1 snRNA 3'-end processing; nuclear polyadenylation-dependent mRNA catabolic process
Cellular component (GO): cytoplasmic exosome (RNase complex); nuclear exosome (RNase complex)
Source: RefSeq, a predicted model, not a curated record